Molecule: messenger RNA, 1842 nt
Organism: Perca fluviatilis (European perch)
Lineage: Eukaryota; Metazoa; Chordata; Actinopteri; Perciformes; Percidae
Product: zinc finger protein 271-like
Exons: 2
Biological process (GO): negative regulation of transcription by RNA polymerase II
Molecular function (GO): DNA-binding transcription repressor activity, RNA polymerase II-specific
Source: RefSeq, a predicted model, not a curated record
CACCACUGUCAACACUGUGACAAAUCCUUCACAACAUCUGGAUAUUUAAAUAUUCAUCAGAGAGUUCACACUGGAGAGAAGCCUUACAGCUGUGAUCAAUGUGGGGCAGCUUUCACACAACAGAGUACCCUAAAAAUACAUCAACGCAUUCACACUAAAGAAAAGCCUUACAGCUGUGAACAAUGUGGUAAAACCUUUUCUCAGAGAAGUAACCUUAAAUGUCACCAGCGUGUUCACACUAGAGACAAUCUACACAGCUGUGAUCUAUGUGGGUCAGUUUUCACACAACAGAAUACCCUAAAAACACAUCAACGCAUUCACACUGGAGAGAAGCCUUACAGCUGUGAUCAAUGUGGUAAAACAUUUUCUGGGAGUAGUAACCUUAAAUCUCACCAGCGUGUUCACACUGGAAAGAAGCCGUACUGGUGUGAACAAUGUGGGAAAACAUUUUAUGAGAGUUGUGCCCUUAAAAAACAUCAACGCAUUCACACUGGAGAGAAGCCGUACAGCUGUGAUCAAUGUGGUAAAACCUUUUCUCAGAGCAAUAGCCUUAAAUGUCACCAGCGUGUUCACACUGAAGAGAAGCCGUACUGGUGUGAACAAUGUGGGAAAACGUUUUCUCGGAGUAGUGACCUUAAAAAACAUCAACGCAUUCACACUGGAGAGAAGCCGUACUGGUGUGAACAAUGUGGGAAAACGUUUUCUCAAUCUGGAUAUUUAAAGAUUCAUCAGAGAGUUCACACUGGAGACAAUCUACACAGCUGUGAUCAAUGUGGGGCAGCUUUCACACUACAGAGUACCCUUAAAACACAUCAACGCAUUCACACUGAAGAAAAGCCUUACAGCUGUGAUCUAUGUGGUAAAACCUUUUCUGAUAUUAGUAACUUUAAAAAACACCAGCGUCUUCACACAGGAGAAAAGCCUUACAGCUGUGAUCAAUGUGGUGAAACCUUUUCUCAGAGUAGUAACCUAGAAAGCCACCGACGUGUUCACACUGGAGAGAAGCCGUACUGGUGUGAACAAUGUGGGGAAACUUUUUCUCAGAGUGGUCACCUUAAAAGACACCAGCUCAUUCACUCUGCCUCGUUGUGAACAUGUUUCCGAGCCAAGCUGUUUCCUCCUGCCUCCUCCUCAUGCCCUGAUAGCUGUGUUGUUAUUUUCUGAUCUUCUCUCCACAUUGAAGGCUGACCAGCAGUACCUUUAUCUUCUGAACAGCAUGUAUGUUAUCCUGGCUAGGACUACACAUUACACUCCCUCCCUUUUAAUUGAUUGAUUGAUUUUAUUUGCCCAUUUCAUUAUAAAAUAUGAUACAGCUAUGCACCAUACAUUAAAAACAAAACAAAGUCAGGAUAACACAAUAAAGCCCUGGGGCUUAUUUACAUUGUGGUCCCUUGGAGGAGGGGGGGUGAGCAAGUGGCAGCAGAUCAAGCAUCAAUCAUCACAAACCAUACGUAUAUCAAAUAGAUCCAUUAAGACAAUACAGUAAUAAAUCCUCAUACUACGAUUGGCAUCUGAGCCAUUUUUUCAGUGCCAGCGUAAAACCUCCUAAACUUCUGACCGUCUUUAGAUUUCCUGGCAACCUGUUCCACAGGCUUGUUGCUACAUACAAAAAGGACUCCAUACCUAAAUUACUCUUAACUCCAGGAGGUACAAAAUCAGUAGAGCUUCCCCUGGUGGAUAGGCUGUGAACAUCUCUUACUCUGUUAAAAUAAUUGAUUAAAUACAAAACCCCAUACACAGUCGUAUGUACAGGUGAAUCUGAGAAACUCGAUCUUCAACUUUUAACCACCUAAUAGUCUCAAAAUGAGAAGUAUCAAGAUGAGAUCUCAUGGGGAGGUUCAG